AUGGAAACAACAUUAAAACCUUAUUCUGAACAUGCCCUGGUCUACCUGUUCUACCUGUUCUACCUGAUCUACCUGUUCUACCUGUUCUACCUGUUCUACUACCUGUUCUACCUGUUCUACUACCUGUUCUACUACCUGUUCUACUACCUGUUCUACCUAUUUUACCUGAUCUGCCUGUACUACUACCUAUUCUACCUGAUCUACCUGUUCUACUACCUGUUCUACCUGAUCUACCUGUUCUACCUGAUCUACCUGUUCUACCUGUUCUACCUGAUCUGCCUGUACUACUACCUGUUCUACCUGUUCUACCUGUUCUACCUAUUCUACCUGAUCUACCUGUUCUACUACCUGUUCUACCUGUUCUACGUGUUCUACCUGUUUCACCUGGUCUACCUGAUCUACCUGUUCUACGUGUUCUACCUGUUUCACCUGGUCUACCUGAUCUACCUGUUCUACGUGGUCUACGUGGUCUACCUGUUCUACCUGUUCUACGUGGUCUACCUAUUCUACCUGUUCUACUACCUGUUCUACCUGUUCUACAUGUUCUACCUGUUCUACCUGUUCUACGUCGUCUCUGUCUUCACUCAUGGUUCCAAUCAGGAAGAAUUCACUCUGACAUCAGUACAUGUACUUAAGUUUAUCAGGUACAAGUAUCUCCUGUGUACAAGCAAGUGGACAGGUAGACAGUUGGACAGGGGGACAGGUAGACAGGUGGACAUGUAG
Molecule: messenger RNA, 723 nt
Organism: Sebastes umbrosus (honeycomb rockfish)
Lineage: Eukaryota; Metazoa; Chordata; Actinopteri; Perciformes; Sebastidae
Exons: 1
Coding region: 1-723 (240 amino acids)
Source: RefSeq, a predicted model, not a curated record